This is a messenger RNA of Vanessa atalanta (red admiral), 1448 nucleotides long. RefSeq lists its product as uncharacterized. Lineage: Eukaryota; Metazoa; Arthropoda; Insecta; Lepidoptera; Nymphalidae. Gene Ontology annotation, cellular component: neuron projection membrane. Gene Ontology annotation, biological process: synapse organization. The transcript is spliced from 7 exons. The record is from RefSeq and is a predicted model, not a curated record. Bases 49 to 1386 code for a protein of 445 amino acids.
GUGACCAAGUUUCCCAAAUGUGACUUUCACUAAAUUCAGUGCCAAACAAUGUUUUGCUGUAAAGAACUUAAACUACUCUACGCUACUGUUGUUCUUUUACUAGAAGCUGAGUUAUUGGUGAACACAGGUGCUAUGGAGUCGAAGAGGUCUUCCAUUCUGGUCACUCAAAAUGCAGACGAUCUAAAAUCUUUAGAAUUGUGUACGACCAGAAAUCAACAAAGAUUGGGUAGUGUGUUUGGGAAUUUUACUCGACACCAUAAAAAAGGUCACAGAAGAAGAACUACAACUACCACGUCAUCAACACAAACUACAAUAGUUUAUACAACUAUCGAUACAGAUGAAGAUUCUACUGAGUCUUAUACGACGAGUGCCUAUAAUAUUAGCACAACCACAUAUCCUAAUCUGCCCAAACCACUUCGUUUGUCCUCUGAAUUAGAUAAAGAUUUCAAUGAAGAUGUAUAUAAUAUAGAUAAUGUUCUAGAAGAAGCUAAGGAAACAAGUCGUGAAAGACAUCACAAUAAACACCACGAAAGGUUACAAGAUAAGGAAAUCAUUACAGAAUUAGACGAAGGAGCACUAUCAAAGUCUUUAAAUAAAGUUAAAAAAAUGUAUAGAGAUUCGACCGCGUCAGCGGUUAAUAAGCUUAGUGGCAAGGGUUUAAAAAACGGUAUAUUUUUGACAGAGAAUUGUACUACUGUUAUAGCUCAAAUAGGAACAACAGCAAUAUUACACUGCGAAGUUAGUGAUAUAACAGAGAACACGGUGACGUGGAUAAGACGGAAAGAUUACUCGCUGUUAUCCGUCGGUCUCGUCACUUACAGCGCUGACAGUAGAUUCUUUUCAGCUCACGGGAGACAUGUCAAGGACUGGGCUCUGCACAUACGCUUUGCAACGUCGGCUGAUGCGGGCUACUAUGAGUGCCAAGUGCCAACUCAUCCGCCGACUAGUAUCUUUUUUAAGCUCGUUCUUGUCGCCGCUUACGCAGAGAUAGUCGGUGAAUCGGAGAAGAUUAUCCAUGAAGGGUCCAUGUUGAAACUCGUGUGUGUCGUCAAGCGGUCCACUGAGCCACCGUCUUAUGUAUUCUGGUACUUCGAGAACCGAAUGAUUAAUUAUGACCUGAAUGGCGUCAGUGUUCACAAUGGUCGUCAAACAAGUGAACUUAUCAUUGGCAAAGCAGAACCUCGACACUCUGGCAAUUAUACCUGCGUGCCAGCGAAUGCCAGAGCUGCAUCUGUCACCGUACACGUCGUACAAAGUGAAACGCCAGCCGCAAUGCAGCACGGUAACAAUUCAUCAAUGAAAUCUUUUCAUGGGAAUUUAGUGAAAUAUUUAAUACUUCUUUCAUUAUUACUUAAUAUUGUACAAAGUUUAGGAGAAUUCGGAUAACAAUAAUACGAUGUACAGCUAUCGAUGUAAUCCUUUCGGAUAAUGAUGUUUUCUAGUUGAAA